This is a messenger RNA of Salvia splendens (bonfire salvia), 1077 nucleotides long. RefSeq lists its product as uncharacterized. NCBI's taxonomy places the organism in Eukaryota, Viridiplantae, Streptophyta, Magnoliopsida, Lamiales, Lamiaceae. The transcript has 7 exons. The record is from RefSeq and is a predicted model, not a curated record. Gene Ontology annotation, molecular function: metal ion binding. Bases 84 to 890 code for a protein of 268 amino acids.
UGAGCCAGCCACACCGGUUUUAUUCGGAUUGAAAUAAACUUCCCUCUUACCGACUCCCGCUCCCGACCGAACAGUGAUGUGAGAUGGCUGAAGAAGAAAGAUUGACUGGUUCCUCUUCCGGCCCGAGCCCGAGCCCGGACCCGUGCCCUAUUUGCCUCUCCCCAACAACCCAAGAAUCCUAUUUGGAUCAGUGUUUCCAUAAAUUUUGCUAUAACUGCAUAGUUAAAUGGAUCAAUAUAGUUGCACGUGUGCAAUCUUGUACAUCUUCAACAAUGACUUGUCCUCUGUGCAAGAGAGAGAAUUUCUCCAUUAUUUGUGGAUAUGAUGGAAUUUCUUAUCAACGGCAUUAUGUUGGCAAGAGUUUGGAAAAUAGUGAAUUCUUUUCAGAAGCUCACAGAUAUAGGCUGAAAUGCUACUACACUGACUCAGGUGAUAUUGCUGAAAAAUUACAGGUUUCACUUUACUGGAAGUUUCGUAAGUAUCUACGGCAAAAUCAUUACCUGGCUGACUGGUUAAGGAGGGAAAUUCAGGCUGUAAUGCAGGAGGAGGAUACCGACAUUAUCAUGCAUCACGUACUUGGUGUCAUCGACUCAUUAAGAAGGGAUUGGUCGAAAAAGACAAGCAUCACAGCUGAAAAGGCACGAGAAGAGUUUAGAGUAGCAGUUUCGGAUGCGGUGAGGCCAUUUUUGACAGGGAGAACAGAGAGAUUUGUAGAAGAGUUAGAAGUGUUUGUAGCAUCAGGGCUCAACAUGGAUGCUUUUGAUCAAGUGUACAUUAAGCAUUUAGGUUGGGAAGAGAGUGAGAAGAAGGAAACUCGUCAACCUACUACACCUGCUGUGCCCUACUUGUACAUCUUUGAUGAAGAUGAAGCUGAAGCAGAAGAUAGAUGAUUAUCCUUUAUGCUCUUGUUAAAGGAGUUUCAACUUUGGCGGAAAUCACUUUGGUUAUCAGUUACUACAUGAAAGCAGAUGUUUGACCUUUCAGUCACAUAUAUUGCCAUGGUCCUAGCAUGAGGUCUAUGUCUAUAAUACUUUACCAAAUUUUAUAUAAUAAUAAUAACAAAACAAAAUGGUAGUA